AUGACUUCUCACAUUGACUCAAUGAAAAAUGGCUUUUUGGCCAUUCCAUUCAAGUUGAAUCCGUCGAAUAAAGUGAAAAGUGGACUGAAAAGACCUGGCGAUGAAGAAACGCAGACCAUAGCUAGGCCCCCUGCACACUACAUGUUUAUGAAAAAGCACCAAUCGAAGAGCGAACUCGAACAAAACUGCUUGUUUCUGGUCAACUUACCGCUCCUAACCCAUUUGGAGAAUUUGAAGAAGGGCCUGGCUCAGAUCUUCGAGCAGUCGGGGUCCGUAGCCCAUAUUUCACAGCUACUUUACCAUGAUGAAUUUGGUUUGAACGAUGUUGAUCUUUCUAGUCUGACGUCCGACCUGAUGUCGACGGACAGUCCUGAAGAAAAGCGGUUCACUCCUAGGAAUACCGCUCUACUGCAGUUUGUGGACUCUGCAAGUCUUGAAAACGCUUGGAGCUCUUUACGCAAAUAUUCACAACUAUCUGAGCCAUCAAAAUUAGCAAACUGGACCUUCGAAUCUCCAUCGAUGACCACCUUUGUCAAUUUUUAUAAGCCUUUGGAUUCAGAAUAUUUGAAAGAAGACAUAUACUCACAUAUGGCUCUGUUUGAGCAACGAGAACAGCAAGCCCAAGAGGAGGUCCAGUCAUCCAUCGUUGACGAGGACGGGUUCACUUUGGUGGUGGGCAAGAACACCAAGAAUUUGAACUCAAUCCGUAAAAAGAUUCUCAAUAAGAAUCCACUGCUCAAACAUGAAAAAGUGGUUAAACCCCCAACGAUGGUGGACAAAAAGGCUAAGCAAGAUUUCUAUAGAUUUCAGAUCAGAGAGAAAAAGAAACAGGAGAUUAGCGAGCUGCUGAAGAAGUUUAAGCAAGACCAAGAAAAGAUCAAAGAAAUGAAGAGCAAGAAGAAGUUCAACCCAUACGGAUGA
Lachancea dasiensis is the source of this 921-nucleotide messenger RNA. The record is from the annotation of a GenBank genome assembly. NCBI's taxonomy places the organism in Eukaryota, Fungi, Ascomycota, Saccharomycetes, Saccharomycetales, Saccharomycetaceae.